Molecule: messenger RNA, 766 nt
Organism: Corythoichthys intestinalis (scribbled pipefish)
Lineage: Eukaryota; Metazoa; Chordata; Actinopteri; Syngnathiformes; Syngnathidae
Product: placenta-specific gene 8 protein-like
Exons: 5
Coding region: 313-627 (104 amino acids)
Biological process (GO): positive regulation of transcription by RNA polymerase II
Source: RefSeq, a predicted model, not a curated record
GAUGAUCAUACAGUUUUAGUUCCUCUCUGUUUUAAAGUGAACUAAAGUGAAGGUGUGGUUGCAAUUGCUGUGUAUAAACUUUAUGACACUUCACACAAUGUUACUCGUGAUUUUACUUAUGAUUUCAUGAUAAAUGUGGAUUCCCAACUCGAAUGUAAGUAUUGUGAACAGGUGCAGCUGUGAGUAAAGAAGGGGGGAUAGGGUGUGGCCUUCAAUAAUAACGUCCAGCACACAUCCGCCCGUCUCAUAAACUUCUUCACAUCGUAAGGUGACAUCAGCAGUUUUUCCCCGAUUCCAGUUAUCACUAUCAUCAUGGCGGUGACCAAUCAACCCGGCAGAUAUCCGGCUUCUGACUUCCAAACCGGCUUGUGUGACUUCUGCGACGAUUGUGGAACAUGCUGCUACGGCCUGUGGUGCUUCCCGUGUCUUAGCUGCACCAUCGCCAGCGACAUGGACGAGUGUUGCCUGUGCGGCCUGAGCAUGGCUAUCCGCAGCGUCUAUCGGACCCGAUACAACAUCAACGGCUCGCUUUGCAGCGACUUCAUGACCAACUGGUGCUGCCUGGUGUGCGCCACCUGCCAGCUGAAGAGGGACAUCGACCGCAGGAAGGAGCAAGGCAUUUUCUGAGAAAGGAGCGCUUCAGCGUGAAUCAUGGUGAUACUGUGUCAUGAACUUGGAGCAGUUGUUCGUUGGAAAAAGUAUUGUUGGAUUCUUGAUAAAGUGAAUAAAAAGUCAAUAAAGUCAAAAAAUAAAGUCAAUAAGGGAC